This is a messenger RNA of Oppia nitens, 1692 nucleotides long. RefSeq lists its product as uncharacterized. Lineage: Eukaryota; Metazoa; Arthropoda; Arachnida; Sarcoptiformes; Oppiidae. The record is from RefSeq and is a predicted model, not a curated record. Bases 307 to 1653 code for a protein of 448 amino acids. The transcript has 4 exons.
CUACAGUAUAGUACAAUCAAUGUAUGGGAUCUGUAGACAAGCGAUACAUUGAUUUCAAGCUAUUGUGUUGUAUUGGAUGUCAACAAACAAAUGUUUAUAAAACGUCUGUAUUAUUGGCGAAAUACAAACCCAAAAGUCGCGGCUUUUAAGCGAUUCAUGUGUUUUGUGUAACCGUUGCUCAAGACAUCACAUCCCAGUGCUAUCGUUGUCGGUGUCAGUCUAUGUAACCAUUGCUUUACUUUUCCUUUACAUUGACCAACAAAUCCCAUAGUUUUUGUUGUGUUUGUAUCACUAUUGAAGACAACAAUGAGUUCCGUCGCCGUCGUUGACCAGAUUGACCACAACAUCAAUGAAUUGCCGUUCAAAUUGAGGUUCACAUCGACCCAGAAGUUGUGUAAAGAGAUCCAGAAGAUGAUCAAUGAUAGGUACGAUAUGUACGACAAACUGGUCGAUGAAUACGAACACAUCGGUCAACACAAACAGAUACUCGCUCACAUUAAGAUAGAUCUCGAGACAUGUCACGAAUCACUCAAACAAUUGAGAUCUUUAUGUCAGUGUCAGAGUGACGACGACAAGACAGCUCUCAAUAAACAGUUGACGGCAAGUGAAGAACAGAUCAGCAAAUUAUUGUUCAAAUGUAAUACCAUUCAAACGGUUAAAAUGGUUGACAUUGAUGUAAAACGUUUGCCAUCUAACUGGAGGGCAGCGAUGCUUAAGAUUGCCAGAGAUAAGGCAAAGAAAGCGUUCAAUGAGUCGAUGGCCGCUAUCUCUGAAAAUACCGACGGAUCGGAAACUACAGAUGAAAUCAAAGACAAUAUUAAUGAUAAUAAAGUGAUUGAAAUGGAUGAGAAUAUGAUUAGCUCCGAAGCAGAAGAGAUUAACCAUCAAUUUGAGAUUGAUUUGGAGCGCAAAAUAUAUGAAACACAAGUGGAUGAACUGAUGCAAAUGAUACAAGGAUUGGUUAUUAAAAUUAAGACUCAAAGAGCACGUAUUGAUAUUAGCAAACAGCUAAUCAAAGUGGUUCUCAAAUUAAAGCGCGAAUACGAAACAGCGAAUUCUAAGCUCAAGGAGUCAUUGGCCACCUGUCACUGUGCCGAAGCCGGUGCCGAUGAUGACCAGGAAUUUCAAAAAAGAAUUGAAGAAAAGAAACAAUUAGAGGAAAAGGUAGAAAAUGCUAGCAAUGACUUGAAAUAUUGGGAGGAACAGUAUGUCUUACUUAAGGAAAGUAAGACAAAGAGUAACGAGAAACCGGAGAUUAAAGAGGAAAAAAACGCCAACACUAACAACCAAAUGACCACUACUAUAGUUGUGGCUAAUGAGGAACAGGUUUCUGGUCACACUUAUGCAUCGACUUCGGGUCAAUCGUCGUGUAUGUAUGCCAGCGGACAGUCAACAACUAACACCACAUCCAUUCCUCAAGGAACGGCCAAUCCUGCGGUUAUAUAUUUUGAGAAUCUGGUUGCCCACCAACAACCCACAUACAUUCCAAAUACCAGUGCUAUGCAUACACCGCAUCCUAUAACAGUCUACCCGCACACAUAUACCAUUAGCCAAAAUCAACAUCAAGCUUACACACAUCAGGCGCCCGACGGCUCCAUACAAGUGUAUAGUACUGACAUUUCAUCUCAUCCAGGAUAUAUUGCCUAUCAAUAAACAAUUAAUUGAAUAUUAAUUAUUUUAAUAUGCUUGUAA